AUGGUAUAUAGUUACACUAAAGCCUUCAACGCUUUUGCUGCGAAGCUUUCUCCACACGAAGCUAAGAAGAUGAUGGAGAUGGAAGAAGUUCUUGGGGUAUUCCGAAACCAAUAUCGACAACUUCACACAACAAAAUCAUGGGAUUUCGUUGGACUUCCUCUGACAGCAAAAAGACAUGUAAAAGCAGAGAGAGAUGUUAUUGUUGGUGUUCUUGAUACAGGAAUAACCCCAGAUUCAGAGAGUUUCCAGGACCGUGGUUUAGGCCCUCCCCCUACCAAAUGGAAAGGAUCGUGUGGACCUUAUAAAAAUUUCACCGGAUGCAACAACAAAAUAAUCGGCGCCAAGUACUUCAAGCACGACGGAAACGUGCCUACCGGCGAAAUCCGAUCACCGAUCGACAUCGACGGCCAUGGAACGCACACGUCAUCCACCGCAGCCGGCGUUCUGGUCGCAAACGCGAGUCUCUUUGGCAUAGCAAGCGGCACCGCACGCGGCGCGGUUCCGUCGGCGAGGUUAGCGAUGUACAAGGUGUGUUGGUCGAGAGGCGGCUGCGCCGACAUGGACAUCCUCGCCGGAUUCGAAGCGGCGAUUCACGACGGUGUAGACGUCAUCUCCAUCUCAAUCGGCGGUCCGAUCGCGAGUUAUUCUACCGAUUCGAUAUCCGUCGGGUCAUUUCACGCGAUGAGGAAAGGGAUCCUUACGGUGGCUUCCGCCGGAAACGACGGACCAUCUUCAGCGACUGUAACGAAUCACGAGCCUUGGAUAUUGACGGUUGCUGCAAGCGGAAUCGAUCGGUCGUUCAAGAGUCAGAUCGAUCUCGGCAACGGAAAAUCCUUCUCUGGAAUGGGAAUAAGCCUGUUUAAGCCAAAUGCCAAAUCUUAUCCGCUUGUAAGCGGCGUUGAUGUUGCUAAGACCUCAGACGACAAGUUCAUGGCCAAGUAUUGCUUCUCUGAUUAUUUGGACCGGAAGAAAGUGAAGGGAAGGGUGGUGGUUUGUAGAAUGGGAGGAGGUGGUGUGGAGUCGACUGUUAAAAGCUACGGAGGUGCUGGUGCGGUUAUAGUAAGCGAUCAAUAUCUUGAUAACGCUCAGAUUUUCAUGGCUCCAGCCACCACUGUUAAUUCCUCCGUUGGCGAUGCUAUCUACCGAUACAUCAACUCUACAAGAUCACCAUCGGCCGUGAUCCAGAAAACCCGGCAAGUGACAAUCCCUGCUCCAUUUGUUGCUUCUUUUUCAUCAAGAGGUCCCAAUCCAGGAUCAAUACGCCUUCUCAAGCCUGAUAUCGCUGCACCCGGGAUUGAUAUAUUGGCGGCUUUCACUCUCAAGAGAUCACUGACUGGGUUAGAUGGUGACACCCAAUUCUCAAAAUUCACCAUCCUGUCUGGUACUUCAAUGGCAUGCCCUCACGCUGCUGGUGUUGCCGCUUACGUCAAGUCUUUUCAUCCGGAUUGGUCACCCGCUGCGAUCAAAUCCGCCAUCAUAACCUCAGCAAAACCGAUAAGCAGAAGAGUGAACAAGGACGCUGAGUUUGCUUAUGGAGGAGGCCAAAUAAACCCAAGAAGAGCAGCGAGUCCUGGCUUAGUCUACGACAUGGACGACAUCUCCUAUGUGCAGUUCCUAUGCGGGGAAGGCUACAACGCGACCACUCUUGCGCCACUUGUGGGGUCACGGUCCGUGAGCUGCUCGUCCAUUGUCCCUGGACUAGGCCACGAUUCCUUAAACUACCCAACAAUCCAACUGGCGUUGAAAACUGCCAAAACGUCGACGAUGGCUGUGUUCAGGCGGAGAGUCACCAACGUUGGACCACCGUCGUCGGUCUACAACGCCAUCGUCACGGCCCCGAAAGGGGUAGAGAUUACGGUGGAGCCAAAGAGUUUGUCGUUUACAAAGGCUUCACAACAGAGGAGCUUCAAAGUGGUGGUCAAGGCACAACAAAUGACUCCAGGGAAGAUUGUGUCGGGCUUGCUCGUAUGGAAGAGCCCACGUCACUCUGUUCGUAGCCCCAUUGUUAUCUAUAGUCCUACUUCUGAUUGA
Molecule: messenger RNA, 2031 nt
Organism: Arabis nemorensis
Lineage: Eukaryota; Viridiplantae; Streptophyta; Magnoliopsida; Brassicales; Brassicaceae
Source: the annotation of a GenBank genome assembly